This is a messenger RNA of Ostertagia ostertagi, 240 nucleotides long. Lineage: Eukaryota; Metazoa; Nematoda; Chromadorea; Rhabditida; Trichostrongylidae. The record is from the annotation of a GenBank genome assembly.
CAUUUUCAGAUCAACAAUACCGCCCAGUUACUGCUGGCUGAGGACAUCUGUCAUAUUUCGAAAGAUGACCAGAUCUGGAGAACAUGCCGAUCCAUGAUAGACCGAGCAGUUCACAGUUCAACAAAGAUGUACUUCUUGCAAGCAUACGCCAUGGAUCAGCAUUUUGCGCAUAAGGUUCUUUUCAUGGCGCCGAACAUUGGAACGCUGAUGGUGCUAAUCAAAAAGAUGGGUCUUGUAUGA